CAUCAUCCCACCCAACCACCAGCGUCAUCGCCUCUUGCACAUCGUCUUCUUCCCAACAGCAUCGAUUCACCGUAUCCAGCACCUCGGAAGGUCCUCUCAGGGCCUCUUCUACUCGUUUCCGCACCGUCUGCCAGACCACAGCGGGCCGAAACAGUCCGAACGCACCACCCAAUCUCGCCUUCCCCCACACCCCCCACCCAAACUCCCAUCAUGAAGAGCUUCAACCGAUUCCUCUACGGCCCAACACCAGAAGAGCGGGUGCGCGAGUGGCGCAACAAGCUACGGAAAGAGCAGCGCCAGCUGGACCGCGAGAUCAUGAACCUCAAGCGACACACGGACACGUCCAGGGGGCAGCUCAAGGUCCUGGCUAAGAAGAACGACGUCAAGUCGGCCAAGAUCCUCGCCAAGGAGAUUGUGCGUGCCAACAAGCAGCGCGACAGGCUCGAGUCGAGCAAGGCGCGGAUCAACAGUGUCGACAUGCAGCUCCAGCACCAGUUGUCCAUGGUCAAGGUGACGGGAGCGUUCCAAAAGUCGACCGAGAUCAUGAAGCAGACCAAUGCGCUCGUCAAGCUCCCCCAGCUGUCGGCGACGAUGCGCGAGAUGUCGAUGGAGAUGAUGAAGUCCGGCAUCAUGGAGGAGAUGAUGGAGGAGACGCUCGAGGGGCUCGACGACGAGGAGCUCGAGGAGGAGGCCGACGCCGAGGUCGACAAGGUGCUGUUCGAACUCACGGACGGCAAGCUGGGCCAGGCGGGCAAGGUGUCGUCCGAGCUUCCGCAGGAGGACGAGGAGGAGACGGUCGCCGAAAACGCGCGCAUGGAGCGCAUGAUGGCCGACCUGCUGAGCAACUAGGCGAUCGCCGCACCUCCCCAUGUCCGUUGCCCUCGUUCCAUGUACUUCUGUACCACCAUCGAUAUCAUGCUACAUACAUAAUGAGCUGCUGGGGGGAGGCAGCGUCUGCGCGCGGCCCGCGUGGGAACGCAAUCUAUAGCAUCAUUGGCGCGCUCUAGUCGACCUCGACACCCUGGUCGCGGAGCUCGUUCUUGGCCUGCGCGACCUCGCGCAGCAGGCUCUCGUAGGCCUCGGGCGUGUCGUUGAAGCGGAGGAGGCCGAGGCCGAGGGACGAGAGGGAGAAGGAGCCGAACGCGACGAGGAGCCACCAGGGGAUGACCGGCAGGAUCUCAUCAGCAGUCUCGGCCGCCAAGAAGGGCACGGGCAACACGCCGACCAGGAGGAGGAGGUAGAUGAUGACGGCGGGCACGGCGGCCGCGAGGAAGUUUUUGCCUUUAGACAUUGUGCUGUGGAGUGGUAGUAGUAGUG
This is a messenger RNA of Vanrija pseudolonga, 1317 nucleotides long. RefSeq names its product Charged multivesicular body protein 3 (gene chmp3). The record is from RefSeq and is a predicted model, not a curated record. Gene Ontology annotation, biological process: protein transport; endosome transport via multivesicular body sorting pathway; late endosome to vacuole transport. Lineage: Eukaryota; Fungi; Basidiomycota; Tremellomycetes; Trichosporonales; Trichosporonaceae. The transcript is spliced from 6 exons. Bases 211 to 849 code for a protein of 212 amino acids. Gene Ontology annotation, cellular component: ESCRT III complex; multivesicular body.